UCCAAAUACCGUAUAGCUACAGCGUCAUGCUCCGGAAAUUACAGACAAACGGCUCAACUCGACAAUACAAACGGUGAUAAAGGGAUUCGUUUCGAAACGUUGAGAGUGCUCUGACCUAUUUUCUUCACCAACCUCAAAACACCACAAAGCUUCCCUCCCCUUCUGUUUGCUUGCUGGCAGUGGAAGUAUAUGGAUCUCUGAGACUCAAUUCAUUUUGUCUUUUUCGUGGAUGGAGUGUGUCGGAAAAGGAUCGGUGCUUUGAUUUGGAAGGUAGCUCCGGAAUUCUUUGACUACCUGUUGAAAUGGCGACCUACAAUUCGACCUCUGAUUGUAAUGGGAACAAAAGUGACUGCUGCACAACUGUGGUGUUGAACGUCUACGAUCUCACCCCUCUUAACAACUACACUUAUUGGAUUGGAUUCGGAAUCUUUCACUCUGGCAUUGAAGUAUAUGGCAGAGAAUUUGGGUUCGGAGCUCAUGAAUAUCCAACAAGUGGAGUUUUUGAAGUGGAGCCAAGGAAGUGCCCUGGAUUUAUAUAUAGACGUUCAAUCACUUUGGGCCAAUUAAAUAUGCGUCCUUCAGAGUUUCAGAUGUUUAUUCAAAAUAUGGCUUCAGAGUAUUAUGGGGAUAGCUAUCACCUUAUCUCUAAGAAUUGCAAUCAUUUUACAGAUGAUCUCUCCCGCAGAUUGACUGGAAAGAGGAUCCCUGGCUGGGUGAAUCGUCUUGCCAAUCUAGGUGGUCUGUGUAGCUGCCUGCUUCCUGAAAGCCUUCAAGUAUCUAAUGUUAAACAACAAAUGCCUGAAUACCACGUCAAUACGGAUGACGACGAUCAAGAAACAGAUGAUGAUCAAGAAAUAGAUGACAACCAAGAAGAGAAGCACCUUCUUUCUCCGUUGCCUAGAUCUGAAGAUGUUUUUGUUGUUAAAGGGGUCCAAGCAAAAUAAAAGCAAUGAGUUUUGGGUGAUAAAAAGAACUCACAGCGAGAAUGAAACACUUAAGAUGUAGGUUUCUUGCAUGAUUGUCACAGUAUAUUGGACUUGCAUUGGCUUUUUCCUUAGUUCUCCCAUUCAUUAUGCCUGAAGCAUUGAAACAAGACCUCGUGUUGUAUUGUCUUUCGUAUGACAUCUUUUUAGGGGAUAAUUAGCCAAUUAGGUUUUUGUGCACUAGGAUUAUUUCUUUGUGAGGCUCCUAGCCCCGUGAAUGACAUUAACACGUAGAAAUUGUCUAAAUUGUGAUUAUUUAAGAGCACCUGAGCCAGUUUCUUGAA
Molecule: messenger RNA, 1267 nt
Organism: Prosopis cineraria
Lineage: Eukaryota; Viridiplantae; Streptophyta; Magnoliopsida; Fabales; Fabaceae
Product: deSI-like protein At4g17486
Exons: 4
Coding region: 303-944 (213 amino acids)
Biological process (GO): protein deubiquitination
Molecular function (GO): deubiquitinase activity
Source: RefSeq, a predicted model, not a curated record